Lycium ferocissimum is the source of this 2547-nucleotide messenger RNA. Its product is annotated as low affinity sulfate transporter 3-like. Bases 208 to 2262 code for a protein of 684 amino acids. The record is from RefSeq and is a predicted model, not a curated record. The transcript has 12 exons. Gene Ontology annotation, molecular function: secondary active sulfate transmembrane transporter activity. Lineage: Eukaryota; Viridiplantae; Streptophyta; Magnoliopsida; Solanales; Solanaceae. Gene Ontology annotation, cellular component: membrane. Gene Ontology annotation, biological process: transmembrane transport.
CCUACUAUUCACAUUCUUUCCAAUAAAUUUUAGACAAGAAAAUAAUUUUUUAAGUUAAAGCAGCUGAUUAAAGCCUUUUAAAUAGUUGAAGUUAUGCCUUUAACAACUUCAGCUCUGCCAAGGGCCAUAAAUUCACUUUGAGGCCUUAGCCAUUAGCUUCAUCUUCAAACACAUUCUAACUUGUAUUGGCUAAAGAGAAACAAGAAAAUGGCUGUAUCAAGAGAAGGUGAGACAGAGUUCUCACAAUUCGAGGCAUCAAACACAAAAGGGUUCUCGCAAACACUUCAAGGAACUGAGAAAGUACAAUUUUCUCAGUUCUCCCAAACAGUUCAAACACCUAUGGCUUCUGACAACGAGAGAAGGCGUGAUUGGGUUCUAAAUGUGCCGAAACCACCAGGCUGGUUAUCAAAUCUGAAGACUUCAUUCAAGAAAACAGUAAUCUAUCCUCUUGAAAACAAGCUUGAAUGCAUUGGAAAGCAGCCUGUUCCUGCACUCGUUUCGAUUAUCAACGUCAUAUUUCCUCCACUAUCUUGGUGUAAAGAAUACAAUGUAACAAAAUUCAAAAGGGAUGUCUUGGCUGGUUUAACUCUUGCAAGCCUUUGCAUUCCUCAGAGCAUUGGCUAUGCGACUCUCGCAAAACUUGAUCCUCAAUAUGGCCUGUACACAAGUGUUAUUCCGCCACUUAUUUACGCUAUGAUGGGGAGUUCAAGAGAGAUAGCAAUUGGACCAGUUGCUGUUGUUUCACUUCUCUUGUCCUCAAUGAUUCAGAAACUUGAAGAUCCUACAGCUAAUCCAAUUGGAUACCGUAAGCUCGUGCUUACGGUGACCUUCUUCGCCGGUAUUUUUCAAGCUGCGUUUGGACUACUUAGGUUGGGAUUUCUGGUUGAUUUUCUAUCACAUGCUGCUAUUGUUGGUUUCAUGGCUGGUGCUGCCUGUGUGAUUGGUCUACAACAGCUCAAAUCACUACUUGGGAUUUCAAACUUUACAAAUAAGACGGAUAUCAUCUCUGUCUUAACUUCAAUCUGCAAAUCAAUGAAUACAUUGCAUACUUUUAGCUUUAUGAUUGGGAGUUCAUUUCUGAUCUUCAUCCUUCUUACCAAGUACUAUCUGGCAAGGAAGUACAAGAAACUGUUCUGGUUAGCUGCAAUGGCACCACUGUUGUCUGUAAUUCUGUCAACACUUGUUGUUUUCUUGACAAGAGCCGAUAAACAUGGAGUUAAGAUAGUGAAGCACAUCAUUGGAGGAUUGAACCCAAGUUCUAUCCAUGAAUUGCAGUUCAAUAGUCCCCACACUGCUGAAGCAGCCAAAAUUGGGCUAAUCGUUGCACUGGUCGCCCUCACGGAAGCCAUUGCAGUUGGUCGAUCUUUUGCUACUAUGAAAGGGUACCGUCUUGAUGGAAACAAGGAAAUGCUGGCCAUGGGUGUUAUGAACAUUACAGGAUCCUUAACUUCUUGUUAUGUUGCAACUGGAUCAUUCUCAAGAACAGCAGUGAACUUCAGUGCUGGUUGUGAAACAGCUGUGUCCAACAUAGUGAUGGCUGCAACUGUGCUAAUAUCACUUGAAUUUUUCACAAGGCUUUUGUACUUCACUCCAGUAGCCAUUCUUGCUUCCAUUAUACUUUCUGCUUUGCCUGGACUCAUCAACAUAAGUGAAGCUAAAUACAUAUGGAAAGUAGACAAGAUGGAUUUUCUAGCUUGUGCUGCUGCAUUUCUUGGUGUCCUUUUUGUAUCUGUCGAGAUUGGCCUGCUCCUCGCGGUUGGUAUAUCAUUUGCAAAGAUCAUUCUGAACUCAAUCCAACCUGGAACAGAAAAACUAGGAAGGUUUCCAGGAAGUGAUUUGUUUGGGGAUGUGGAACAAUAUCCCAUAGCUACCAAAACUCCUGGGGCUCUCAUUGUCAGAGUCAAAUCUGCUUUGCUUUGUUUUGCAAAUGCCAACUUCAUUAGAGGAAGGAUAUUGAACUUGGCACUGGAAGAACAAGAUGAGGGUACCAUAGAAAGUGCUGAUCAAGAUAGAGUGCAACUAGUUAUCCUUGACAUGUCGAAUUUGCUCAACAUUGACACAUCCAGUAUAGCUGCUCUAGAGGACCUGCAGAAUGAGCUGGAAUCAAAUGGAAUGCAGUUAGCACUAGCGAAUCCAAGGUGGCAUGUGAUCCACAAAUUAAAGCUAGCCAACUUUUUGAAGAAAAUUGAAGGGAGGGUCUUUUUGACCAUUGGAGAAGCCAUUGAGGCAUGUUUGACUAGUAAGAAUAUGCUUCCUAUUUGAGAGUUCUUGUUUGAUCUGCAGCUGUUAGAACGUAUCACAAUAAUCGUCUUUUUGAAGUUAAUGUUCUCGAUGGCGAAUCGAUCAGUAUUUGAUUCUCGUUUUGCGUAUAUAUAUAUUCAAGGGGACAAUAAUAAAAGGAGCUAAUAGUAUUAUUGCUCCCUGUCAAUGUAAGAACGAAGUUGUGGCAUUCAAUCUGGCUUGAAUUGACAUUAUUAUGUUAUGUACCCACAUAUGAGUAAAUUUGAUGUCUGGAUGUGUAAUAUAUGUGUGAGUUAUUUUCUCAUA